Ceutorhynchus assimilis (cabbage seed weevil) is the source of this 1478-nucleotide messenger RNA. The record is from the annotation of a GenBank genome assembly. Lineage: Eukaryota; Metazoa; Arthropoda; Insecta; Coleoptera; Curculionidae.
ACUAUGAUAGGAAGUUAAUAAAAUAUUUGUGUAGGUAAUUGAAAGGAAAUCAAUCUUAUUUUAGUAUCAACAUGUCACUGUUGUGGAUCAUCGCUGGUUUGUUGCUCAUUCAGAGUAUUUUUGCUUUUAAUAAUGCUACCAAGAAGUCCAUCGAAGAAAUAAUCAAAAAUGCCAAACCUGGACAUAUGGAACUAGACCCAAGAUAUGGUCACAUAUUCGAUACCAGUUUUUUUCAAAAUUACGACAGUUCUCGUAUAGCUGGAGGUGGAUGGGAAUCUGAACCACAUUCUAGACCUUAUCAGGUUGGUCUAUAUGUUCCCACACCGACUGGAACCAGCUUCUGUGGUGGUUCAUUAAUAGGCCCCUCGACAGUCCUUACUGCAGCACAUUGCGUUAUGAACCUCAAUGAUCAACCCAUAAUCAUAUACAUUGGUGCCCAUAACAUGCCACCAUUGUCUACAGAAAAUGCUAUACAAAGACAAAGCACUGAAGUCUUAAUGCAUCCUGACUGGAACGCUUUAACAAUCCAAAACGACAUAGCCCUUAUUUAUUUAUCGGAAAACGUUUCUGAAAGUGAUCGGGUCAAAUAUAUUCCUUUACCAACUAAUACUACAAACAUUUAUGUGGGAAGAGAAGCUUUAGUGAGUGGCUGGGGACUUCCAGGUGAUGGUCAUACAUCAGGUUCAUCGGUUUUAAGAGAAGUCACAUCUAAAAUUAUAAGCAGUGUGGCUUGUCGGUUAGCAUAUAUGGGUGCGGUGCAAAGAACACAUAUUUGUAUGUCAGGAGAAGAAAGAAGGAGCACCUGCAGAGGAGAUUCUGGUGGAGCUCUUGUUAUUGAUGGACAAGUGGUUGGAGUUGUUUCUUUUGGAACUGCUGCAGGUUGUGAAGUGGGGUGGCCGCCAGCUUUUGCAAGGGUUACAUCCUAUGUUGAUUGGAUUAGAGAAAAUAUGUAAUAAGUUUGUUAUAAAAUGUAUCCUAAUGAAAAACGAUUUUGAAGCUUGAUAGUUUUUUUAUUUAGUGCCAACUUUUUGAAUGAAUCAGUUUAAUUUGAAACAUCUUGAUCCUUACACCUAUACUGAAUUAUUUUAUUUAAUAUGGUCAGAAUCACUAGUUAAGUCUUGCCUGAAAACAUAUUCCUCUUUAUAUUCAUUAAUCGAUUCACCUAUGCAACUUUUUUUACAAGUAUAAAUUAACAAAACGCCCCAAUCAAUAAUAUUUUCUUUUAGAACCGAUAGCAUCUGCGGCAUAAUUUGAAAUUCAAAUUGCCUUUUGGUGCCACAAUGUUUACAUUUUGGUAUGUUUAAUGGUAAAGGUUCUUUUGCUAUUAGAAGUGGCUCACCGCCACGGCUGUACCUUAUUACUUGGUCCGGGUAGUCUUCAAUUCGUUUUUUGAAUUUCGCAAAAACUUUAUCCAUGUCCAGGGAGGCGUGGGCAUCUAAAUCCGACUCGGAAACUUCUUCUAGUGUUCCUGUUUUACC